AUGGCGAGUCCUCAUGUUCUCUUGGUUGAGGACUCUUGUGUUGACCGUUUCGUUGCAUCGAGGCUUUUAGAGAGCUUUAGCAUUCGAGUGACUACCGUGGAAGGUCCUAAGAAAGCGUUGAAGUUCUUGGAUAUGGAACAUGAUGUGCAGUUGAUUCUCACUGAUUAUUGUAUGCCUGAUAUGACUGGUUAUGAUCUUCUGGUUGAGGUCAAGAAAUCACCCAAGCUUAACCAUCUCGCUGUGGUGAUUACAUGCACUGAGGACGUCCCUGAAAGGAUUAAAAUGUGCCUUGAUGGAGGUGAGAAGGACUAUAUCAUCAAGCCCAUAAAAGUUGUCAAUGUGUCUCGCCUUCUGAGCUACAUUUGA
This is a messenger RNA of Panicum hallii, 366 nucleotides long. Its product is annotated as two-component response regulator ORR12-like. The transcript has 5 exons. Gene Ontology annotation, biological process: phosphorelay signal transduction system; cytokinin-activated signaling pathway. Lineage: Eukaryota; Viridiplantae; Streptophyta; Magnoliopsida; Poales; Poaceae. The record is from RefSeq and is a predicted model, not a curated record. Bases 1 to 366 code for a protein of 121 amino acids.